GAAACAGAUAAGGCUGCUGUAUCUCUGCGAUUCAUCCGGUAAAUCCGAACUUCUUGUGAGAUAUUGAAGAUAAUAACCGCAAUGAUGGAGUUGAGACUGUCUUGUCUCCUUUCCUUCUUUAUGCUUCUCUGGCUUUCUGACAGCCAUCCUCUCUCUGAGCGCCUUACAAGUUCUGCAUCUAAUACAACCAUAAAAAAAGCCCCAGAUGUAAGAGCGGAGGUGGGAAGAUACUCUGAUGUGGCCAAACAGAUCAUUGAGCUAGCAGUCUUUGGCGCUGCCCAGAACCGCUCCUACAAGCGGCUGGCUGACUUUACUGACACUAUAGGGAACCGGGUCAGUGGGUCACAGAACCUGGAAAUGGCUAUUAAAUACAUGUACAAAGCCUUGAGUCAGGAUGGGCUGGAUGUUCAUCUGGAACCAGUAAAAAUUCCUCACUGGGUAAGAGGGAAGGAGAGUGCAGAGAUGAUUGCACCCAGGGCCAAGAGCCUGGCUAUACUGGGACUGGGCAGCAGUGUAGGAACACCUCCAGAAGGUAUUAAGGCUGAGGUGUUGGUGGUUCAGUCUUUUGAGGAACUGAAGCGUAGAGCCAGCGAGGCGGCGGGGCGGAUUGUGGUUUUUAACCAACCAUUUAUCAGCUACGGAGAGACAGUUUCUUAUCGCGCUUUCGGUGCUUCAGAGGCAGCUAAAGUGGGAGCUGUGGCCACACUCAUCAGAUCAGUAACUCCUUUCUCUAUUAACAGUCCUCACACAGGAUGGCAGAUCUACCAAGAUGGAGUGAAGCGAAUCCCCACAGCCUGCAUCACAGUGGAGGACGCUGAGCUGAUGUGGCGUUUGGCUCAGAAUAAACACAAGAUCAUAGUCAGACUCGAAAUGGGAGCCCAGACUUUGCCUGAUGCUGACUCUUUUAACACCGUUGCUGAGAUAAGGGGCUGGCAGCACCCGGAGCAGGUUGUCCUAUUGAGUGGUCAUCUUGACAGCUGGGAUGUGGGCCAAGGCGCCAUGGAUGAUGGAGGUGGAGCCAUGAUAUCCUGGGAGGCUCUGUCACUUAUCAAGGACCUAGGUUUGCGUCCAAGAAGAACUUUGAGGGCGGUUCUGUGGACAGCUGAGGAGCAGGGUGGCGUCGGAGCCCAACAGUACUUUAAUCUACACAAGGAGAACAUCUCAAACUUUGACCUUGUUAUGGAGUCUGACUUGGGGACGUUCACCCCAAUGGCUCUGCAGUUUACUGGCAGUGACGCGGCACAGAAGGUGAUGGAGGAAGUGGUCAAACUUUUGGCUCCCAUCAAUACUACCAAACUGGAGAGAGGUGGUGAGGGGACAGAUAUCUCUCCAUGGAUGCAAGCAGGAGUCCCAGGUGCCAGCCUCCAUGUGGCCGACAGUCGCUACUUUUGGUUCCAUCACAGCGAGGGAGACACCAUGACAGUCCAGAACCCUCGCGACAUGGACCUCUGCUCAGCAUUGUGGGCUGUGGUUUCCUAUGUCAUAGCUGACCUACAGGACAUGCUGCCGAGAUAGCGCUAAGGUUCAUCAAGUGCUUAUCACGAUCUCAACCAGUUUUACUGAUUUCAGUUUCUGCUGUAAACAUCAAGAACUGACUGUUUAGGUGAAUGAGGGAACAUAAAGCCUGAUGCACAUUAUGGAAACAUUAAAAAAACUACUUGAAGCUGUUUAAAUGUUCAAACUAUACAAAUAAAUCCUCGCCCCAUUGUUAUUGCUCUUUCAUUUAGAUACACUUUUCCAAAAUAUCUUUUCCAACUCUGUUCCUUUUUUUGUUUUUAUGAAGAAAUGUCUUCUUCCUAAAGGAGUGGCCUUUCAGCCCAUGUUGGUACUGUCAUAGUUCUGGUUCUGUUAUAUUUUCUUUUGAGUUUUCAGUUUUACUUUGCUCCAUGUUUUCUUGUUUUAGUGGUUUUAUUCUUAUUUUGUUGUGUUUUCUGGUUGUUUUCAGGUUUUUAUUUGUUGCCCUCUGCUGCCCUCUUGUGCUCUCCUCUUUCUCUAGUUCUUUUCAAUUCUGCUCUGUUCACACCUGCUCCCAAUCUGCUCGUUAGUCCUCUUUUUGUUUCAGUCUCCCAUAAAUACACCCUCUGUUCAGUUCCUCAGUGCUGGUUUCUUGUCUAACUUCCUCCAACUCCGUCUCUCUGAGUCUUUCUCCUCAAGAUGGUUUCCCCCAGAUGUCUCCAUAGUUUCUGGUUUGUUUGACAGUUGCUCUGUUCGAAAUCCUGGGACGCGUCAUUAGAAGGCCAGAUUCGAAGGACGAUUACGUCAUAGCGUGGCACGGAGGUCUGGUCGGAUUCCAAGAGUCCUCGUUAUGCAGCCUUAAAAUGCGUCCUUCUUUUUGCCUGAUUUAAAGGACAGGUCCGAUGUAUCCUUGGUUUACCCAGCAUUCAUUGCGAGACCAAGCAAGCCAUGAUUUGCUCUGUGAUCAGAGCAAAGGUUGCUUGGCGCUGAACAGUGGUGAAAAUUGGAAGGUCAGUUUAAUAAGAUACAACUCUGUGAAUAGUUCCAUCUGAUGUGAAUGAAAAUAGUUGUUUUAAUGGUUAUUGAGGCAGAUAUGUGGCGGUAAUGUUUGGUUUAUCAAAAAGUGUUUAUCUGUUACUGUGUAAAUGGGUU
Cyprinodon variegatus (sheepshead minnow) is the source of this 2607-nucleotide messenger RNA. RefSeq names its product carboxypeptidase Q (gene cpq). Gene Ontology annotation, biological process: peptide catabolic process; proteolysis. The record is from RefSeq and is a predicted model, not a curated record. Lineage: Eukaryota; Metazoa; Chordata; Actinopteri; Cyprinodontiformes; Cyprinodontidae. Gene Ontology annotation, molecular function: metallodipeptidase activity. Bases 82 to 1515 code for a protein of 477 amino acids. The transcript is spliced from 11 exons.